Messenger RNA from Capsicum annuum, 1406 nucleotides. RefSeq names its product B3 domain-containing protein LOC_Os12g40080. The transcript has 4 exons. The coding region runs from base 256 to 1224 and encodes 322 amino acids. Gene Ontology annotation, molecular function: DNA binding. The record is from RefSeq and is a predicted model, not a curated record. Lineage: Eukaryota; Viridiplantae; Streptophyta; Magnoliopsida; Solanales; Solanaceae.
GGGAGGAGGAGUUCUUUUUCUCUUGAAUAUAAGCUAAAAAUGGUAGCUUAUUUGCAUGAGACAUCACAAUAUUCUACCAACAAUGACCCCAAAUUUAUGGUCCAUAAACUAUAGUAACUCUUAGCUGAGUAAUUCUCAUAAUAGGGUCUUUCCAAAACAAAAUUUUCUUCUUCAAAGAAACCAAAAUUUUGUUAAAUAGUGACUACACACUGUGAGAGAUGCAAAGUUCUUGAGAAACAAAAGUACCGGGAAGAAAUGGACAAAAAUAAGUCGUUCUUCAAAAUAAUGAUGAAUGAUUUCAGGAAUAGACUGCGGAUUCCAAAAAGGUUUGUGACUUCUUUUAAGAACAGUAACAAACUGUUGGGCCGGAAGUUUCUAACAGGCCCUUGUGGCAAAACGUGUUUGGUUGAAGUUAAGAGAACAGAAGAGGAUGAUUUUGUUUUCUGUAAUGGCUGGGAAAUAUUUGUCAAAGAUCAUCACUUGGAUGAUGCUGAUCUGUUGGUGUUCAAGAUGGAUGGUUUUUCAGGUUUUGAUGUCACGAUUUUUGACCCAAGCGCUUGUGAGAAAGAGGAACCUAGUAGUGAAGAUGAUCCUUCAUGUGAGGAAAUAAACUAUGGAUAUGAUGAUGAUGAUGAUGAUACUACUGAUGAAGAGGAUAACAUACAAGAGGUUACGAGCCGCAAAUCAUCUCAUGGAAAACAGUAUCAGUUCCAUUCACCUCAGCCUAGCAAAGGGAGGAAAAAGAAGAAAAUCUUGGUAGCCAAGGAGGACAAUAAGAAAAGGAAGUGCACUCCUGAGGAAAACAGUUGCUCGUACUCAAACAGACGCCAGGUUCCAGAGAAAGAGAAGAUGAGAGUUCAUCAGCAAGCCUCAAGACACACAUCUUCUGUGCCUUGUGUUCUGAUGAAAAUGAAGCCUACCCAUGUCUACAAUGGUCAACUGAAGUUCCCUAGAGCAUGGGCACAGGAGCACAUGAGGCAAAAAUCUGAGACAAUUACUCUAAGAAUCCCUUCGACUGGAAGAACGUGGCCGGCGUCAAUUCGUUGCAGAAUGGAAGGGCUGGUGAUCCAGUCAGGCUGGGAAGAUUUUGUUAUGGAUAAUCGUCUAGAUGAAUUUGAUGUUUGUGUGUUUGAGCUUGCACUAGGAGGAAAACACAACUCAAUCCCAGUUAUUUUGGAUGUCCACAUCUAUCCUGUUAAGAAUGAGAUCAUUGGACCACUCUAAUUCCAACAGCAUUUACUUGAUUUGCUAGGAAUAUUAUGUUUGUUUAUGCUUUUGAGAUUUAAGUCCGUUUUAUGUCCAUUGAAUUUCUGCCAUGGACAAAGUAGUCGUAUGUACCUAAUUAUCAUGUUGUUGUUGUUUUGUGAAUGCUAAUUACGAGACAUCAAGAAGUUUAUUCAGUAUCA